Messenger RNA from Nezara viridula (southern green stink bug), 897 nucleotides. Lineage: Eukaryota; Metazoa; Arthropoda; Insecta; Hemiptera; Pentatomidae. The record is from the annotation of a GenBank genome assembly.
AUGAACGCACGGUUCCUGAGCCGAGAGAAGAAAUAUUUAGACAAGCCUGAUUACACCACUUCCAUCUACAUGGACUCCGUCGUCAUAGUGAUGAAAAUACCGGACAAACUGAGAGGUUGGGCAAUCUUCGGAAGGAUCUUCCAGAGAACGGUGUGGCUGGCCCUCGUGGGCGCUCUGUUCGUCAUGAACAGAGCCAUCCUCUGGAUAGGCAAGCUCAACAGUUGGCCCAACUCCUUCUGGUCCACCCUGAGGGCCCUCUGCAACGCCCCGAUCUGCAGGCCGCCGCGAUCCACCCCGGCUAGGAUCGUCCUGGCAGCGGGUUUCUUGGUCGGGAUGGUCAUAGUAACUAUAUUCCAGGCAUCUUUGUAUCAUUCCAUAAAGGAAGGUGUCACCUACGAAAGAAUGAAAACUAUCCCUCAAGUAACAGAGAACUUCCAACUAGUGACCGACUCCGAAUCGAUAAAAGAUAUUCUUCAUAAAUACGAAAUUGGGAAUCAUAAGUUAAAAUUAGAACUGAAAAUUAUGCGAUUGAAGAAUGAGGUUUUCGAUACGCAUGGGUUCGUGACCCGUGAAAUGGAAAUCAAGCUGCUCAUAGAGGCGGGGGAGCUGAGGUCCGACUUGUACAACGUGGAGGAGACGGUGUGCAGUAUUCCCAUGUCUUACGUAAUGAAGAGGGGGAGCCCAUUUCUAAAACGACUCACGGACUUCACAUCUCGGGUAUUCGAGGGAGGGCUUUGGAGUAUUUGGUAUAAAAUGACGUUACGUCGACUUUCACGGGGGAAAAAGCUAAAAAAAAUGGAACCAGAUUUCAAGGUUCUGUCUUUAAGAGACGUUGAAGUCGCUUUCUUCGUCCUGAUACUUGGUAAGUUGCUUAGAAAUCACAUCAAAACUUGGUAA